Messenger RNA from Trichoderma harzianum CBS 226.95, 2113 nucleotides. RefSeq lists its product as hypothetical. NCBI's taxonomy places the organism in Eukaryota, Fungi, Ascomycota, Sordariomycetes, Hypocreales, Hypocreaceae. The coding region runs from base 458 to 1771 and encodes 437 amino acids. The record is from RefSeq and is a predicted model, not a curated record. The transcript has a single exon.
CAGCUUCCUCUGUUCUUUUUCCUUUUCUUUCAUGCUUGUUGGCUGCCAUCAUCCAUCACUCCCGUGCUCCGGCAAUUGGGCCUUCCCCUUGCCCUCUAUUCGUAUUUCUACCUUUUCUCUUGCCCGCCCAAGUCCCGCAGUGGCCAGUUUUUAACGUUUCUGCCAGCUUGCGAAUCGCGCUGGUUUGCCGCUGCAGACAGCCUCGCUGCAUCGCCCGUGGGUGCAAUCGUUGCAGCAUCCAGCCAACGGCGGCAAUCUCUGCAGCUAUCCGACAAUCGAUCGAGCGCCUGAUCAUUGCGUUGCCUUGGUCUCUCUUUGAGAAUCGAAAUACGUUGCCUCAAGACAAAGAGAGCAGCAGUUCUCUCCACUCGUCUUCAUCUCCCUCUCCAGCUCGGGAGUCCAUCUCGUCCGAUCCAUUGACAGCUAUUCACGACACCAACAGUGGCCCCAAGUCAUCAUGGCUGAUACGAAUAUGCUCUACACAGUCGGCGCUUAUGCUGCCUUGAUUGGUGUUGGCUAUGCCUUCUACGUCGUCUCAACGCAAAAGGACAAGAAGAAGGGCGGCGUCACCAUCACCAAGCCCGUUAAGGACUCACAACCAGUGACUCGAAAAGAGGACCGGAAAAAGAAGCAGCGCAUGGAAAGCUAUGUGACAGACCAGGACACCAACAAGGCAUCCAAGGCCGAUACCCAAAAGGCAAAGGCCGCCGAGACUCCUCAGUGGUCGAGCAACCAAAAGGAUGCCGAAAACCAAGAAAAGAUUGACAACCGGGAAUUUGCCAAGCAACUUGCCAAAGCCAAGGAGGGCGCCAAGUUCAACACAAAGAACGAUGGCCCCAAGCAGCGAGAGAAGACCGUCAAGCAGUCCAAGGCUAACAAGCCCAAGGCUGCUCCUGCUCCUGCCGCCCCCGAGGCCGUCCCAUCUGCCCCUUCGUCCAACGGCGCUGAUGCCGAUGACGACGAGUCCCCUGUUGUCCUCUCUCCCGCGACAAAGCCAGCGGACGUCAGCGGUGUCAGCGACAUGCUCGAGCCCGCCCCCGCCGGUCCUUCCGUUCUGCGUCUGACUGAUACUGAGUCCAAGAAGGACAAGAAGCAAAAGGCUCCUAAGAACCCCGAGCCAGCUGAGACCAAGAAGCAGAGACAGAACAGGAAGAAGGCCGAGGCUGCCAAGGCUGCCCGCGAGGAGACCGAGAAGGAACGCAAGGUCCUUGAGGAGAAGCAGCGACGAACUGCUCGCAUUGCGGAAGGCCGCACCGCCAAGGAUGGCUCCGAGUUCAUGGCUGCCGUCAACGGAAACAAGAAUGCCUGGGAUGGAACCAACGGAACCAACGGUGCCGCUGAGAAGAAGGAAGACGCUUCCCUCUAUGCGCCUCUCGACACCUUUGAGAAGCCUGCCCAGAAGAAGAAGGCUGCCGAAAAGGCCACUCCUGCCCCUGCUCCCAAGAAGGAGGCUGUCCAGAACCUAGAGAGCUCCUGGAUCUCUGCUCUCCCAUCCGAGGAGGAGCAGAUGGAGAUGCUCAAGGAGGAGUCCGAUGAGUGGAACACCGUUAAGAGCAAGUCUUCCAAGAAGGGCAAGAAGGCACCUUCGGCUGAGUCUGGAGAGGAGACUCCCGCGGCUCGCCCCGCCCCUCAGCCCAAGCAACUCUCCGAAACCAACGCCAACAAGUCGACCAAGCCUGUGGCUGCUAAGAGCUUUGGAGGCUCAUUCUCUGCGUUGACCGUUAAGGGCGACGAUGUGGAGGACGACGCCGAAGAGGAGUGGGAUGUCUAAACACACAAAGAAGCACGACGACGAGAACCACCGUGCAUGUGUUGCGUGCAUUGCACAGUCGCCGGGAGCAGCUUGAGAGCUGCUUGCCCGCCUCUGUAUACUAUUACCUGCUGACAAACCAUAACUGUCGGUAUUUCCUCUUUGCUAGUUUCUAUGACUGUCAUUUCUAUGUUGGAUCUGGAGGCAUUCUCCAAAGAAUCUACCGCGGGAGGUAGGAGGGAAAAAAGGGGAUAAGACCUGUUGAUGUACACUUGAUCACUUGGCCAGCGGCUCAGGGGCUUGCAGAUUUAGCCAGCCCAGCAUAGCGUACAAGUGCCGCAUGGUCGACCAAAGUUUUUUUUU